Oryctolagus cuniculus (rabbit) is the source of this 1579-nucleotide messenger RNA. The record is from RefSeq and is a predicted model, not a curated record. NCBI's taxonomy places the organism in Eukaryota, Metazoa, Chordata, Mammalia, Lagomorpha, Leporidae.
GUGGGUCACGAGCCGAUGCCCCCCACCCUUGGGACCAAUGUGCUGGGGAGGAAGGUCCUCUACCUGCCGAGCUUCUUCACCUACGCCAAGUACAUUGUGCAAGUGGAUGGGAAGAUAGGGCUGUUCCGAGGCCUGAGCCCUCGGCUCAUGUCCAACGCCCUUUCUACCGUGACCCGCGGCAGCAUGAAGAAGGUGUUCCCCCCAGAUGAGAUGGAGCAGGUUUCCAACAAGGAUGACAUGAAGACCUCUCUGAGGAAGGUGGUGAAGGAGACCUCGUAUGAGAUGAUGAUGCAGUGUGUGUCCCGCAUGCUGGCCCACCCCCUGCACGUGAUCUCGAUGCGCUGCAUGGUGCAGUUUGUGGGCAGGGAGGCCAAGUACAGCGGUGUCCUGAGCUCCAUUGGGAAGAUUUUCAAAGAGGAGGGGCUGCUGGGAUUCUUUGUCGGCUUAAUCCCUCACCUCCUGGGCGAUGUGGUUUUCUUGUGGGGCUGUAACCUGCUGGCCCACUUCAUCAAUGCCUACCUGGUGGAUGACAGCGUGAGUGACACCCCAGGGGGGCUGGGAAACGACCAGAAUCCAGGCUCCCAGUUCAGCCAGGCUUUGGCCAUCCGGAGCUACACCAAGUUUGUGAUGGGGAUCGCAGUGAGCAUGCUGACAUACCCGUUCCUGCUGGUCGGCGAUCUCAUGGCGGUGAACAACUGUGGGCUGCAGGCUGGGCUCCCCCCCUACUCGCCAGUGUUCAAGUCCUGGAUUCACUGCUGGAAGUACCUGAGCGUGCAGGGCCAGCUCUUCCGUGGCUCCAGCCUGCUUUUCCGCCGGGUGUCGUCAGGAUCAUGCUUUGCCCUGGAGUAACCUGAAUCAGCCCAGAAAACACUGGCUCAGCCUGGCCGCCGCGGGUGAGGCCUGCUCAUCUCGGGACGCCUCACACAGCUCCAGCCCAGCGAGACCCAGGCGUGCUCCUGCCCGGCCGGGGUCACUCUCCAUAUUUGCCGCGUGUCUGUCCAGAAGUGGGGCAGGGGUGGGACUGUGCCCAGUGGGUUGGGUCACCUGUUGGGCCUGGGAAAGGGGUGUGGGGAUGGGAAUUGGGGCGGAAUCCCCUUCUCAAAUUCGCUCAUCUGCCUUGUGCCAGAAAAUGACUUGUGGAAGCCUGGGGUGGGUAAACAGACACCAGCGGGGCCAACUCCCACCCCUCCCACCCCCGCAGUGGGCCCCAGUCUCAUCCCACAGCUCAGCUGGGAGCAGUCACUCCCCUGCUUUGUAAAUAGGGCGUGACCCCUCACGAGGCCGCCAUUGUGUGGGCUUGUGCUCGGAGGCUGGCGCUAGGCCCUGCCUUCGUGUUUCUCAACACUACCCCUCUGCCAGGCAGGCAGCACCUGCUCGGAACAGAAAGUCGUGUGGUGUGUCAGGCUCUGUCCCUCACCUGCUCGUCCGUCCUGUGUGGCGCCUCGUGCAGGACCUGCUUACCUGUGCGCUUGUGAGUGCCCGCAGUGAGCACCUGUGUGUCUAGUCCUACCCGUUUUCAAAGCUCCUGGUAAGAUCUGACCUUGUCACCCUCGAAUAAAUGUGUUGGUGGUGAAUCGGA